Puntigrus tetrazona (Sumatra barb) is the source of this 4767-nucleotide messenger RNA. It is a transcript of the gene rnf38, whose product is annotated as ring finger protein 38. NCBI's taxonomy places the organism in Eukaryota, Metazoa, Chordata, Actinopteri, Cypriniformes, Cyprinidae. The record is from RefSeq and is a predicted model, not a curated record.
CCGUCUGAGCGCAGGAGCACCACGCCAAAAGAUCAGCUCAAAAACACUUCAUAACACACAGCUCCACUCAGCUCCGGUGUUUUUAAUCUGUAAGUGUUUUCUGGCGUGGAACUGGAGAGGAGGAAGCGAGAGAGGGGGAAAUCAUAUAAGCCGAAAGGAAAUGCCAAUCGCCACUACUGGUCAUUCAGCGUCUCGAGAGCCCCGUGUCUGUUCCCCGGACCCCGUCCCCAAGCGUGCUGAUUUAUGCGAGGGCGCAGGGGCCCAGCCAACAGAAUACGGGGGUUCGGAGGGGGGCCACAGCCUGGGCAGCACUAGACUCUCUGGAGCGCUUGAGAGCUCUUCUGCGGCAUCUUUUUCACCUCCCACUUCCCCUUUCCUCCACCACCACCACCACCACCAUCAUCAUCACCACCCCCAUCCAGUGACUAUGGAGCCCCCCAGGACUCGAUCACGCUCGCGGUCAGGAUUUUACCAUGGUGGAUUAUCUAACUCGAACGGUAAUGCUGGGAGUGGCGGCGGCGCGUUAAGUCCAGCUGGAGGACUAAGUCACCACCACCACCACCACCAACAACAGCUCGGAGCUGCUCAUGGACACACGGAAAACCUGCGCCCUCCCGGGAACAUGCUUUCCCCGGGCGCCCACAGACACACAGGGCCUGGAACGCACAGAAACUCCGGAGCAGGUGCAAUGGGAGGAGUAUACCACUAUCAUUCAGAGCAUGCGUGUGCUGACGCCACUGACAAGACGGAGGACUCUCCUAGUCCAAAGAGGCAGCGUCUUUCUCAGCAGUCUGUACUGGAGUUUACCUCUGCCCCUCCUUCCACACCCUCUCCACCAAUCAGACCAUGGGAGCUUCCACCCAGUCGCAGGCCACACCCCUAUCCCCAUCCACACUACCACCCUGAACGCUGCCACACACCUGCACGACACAGACGCAGUCCUCCAGUGCGGCGUCAGCGUGGCCGGCGCGAGCGUCUGUCACGGCACCAUCCCCCUCAUGGGUCCCCGGGUGGAGGACAGGAUGAAAACUAUCGCCACCCUCCUCACCCACAUUCGCUUCAUCCCUACGGCCAGCCACCAUCCCACCCUCCACCCGGCCUAGAUGAGCCCCGGGCCUUUCACCCCCCUACGCUCUCUCCACGGUUAUUGCACCCUCCUCAGCAGGGAGCCAUGGUGAUGGACCUCCAUGAGCAGCUCCCUCAGGGUACAGUGCCGGUGUCAUAUACAGUUUCUCCAGUGCCGCCCCAUGGUCUACCUGCCCCCCUCUGUACAGGACAGCAUCUCCCAGCAUGCUCUUCUCAACAGCAGGUGCCUGCCUGUUCUGUGGUCUUCAGUGGACAGCAACACUAUCCAAUCUGUAGUGUACCGCCUCCUAUGCUGCCGGCAUGUUCAGUUCAACAUUUGCCAGUGCCGUACGCCGCAUUUCCUUCUCUUCUCUCCAGUGAUCCACCCUUCCUGCUUCAUCCGCCACAUCUAUCACAUCAUCCGCCCCACCUCCCUACGCCUGGACAGUUCUUACCCUUCCAGACGCAACAGUCUCGAUCUCCGCUGCAGAGGAUAGAGAAUGAGGUUGAGUUGUUGGGGGAACACCUGUCGGUAGGUGGAGGAUUUAACUAUCCUCAUUCGGGACAUCCCAGUCCUCUUCCCCCUUCCACCCCGCUGCAGUUCCUCUCCCAUGAACCCCUGCCCCAGGAGCUCUUCGGAGUGCCGUAUCCACACUUCAUGCCUCGGCGAAUCACAGGCAGACGUUACCGCUCUCAGCAGGCUGUACCUCCACCUCCGUACCACCCAAGUCUGCUGCCCUACUUCCUAUCUGUUCUUCCAGUCCAGCCGACAGCAGUGGGUCCCACCAUUAGCUUAGAGCUGGAUGUAGAUGAUGGAGAGGUUGAGAAUUAUGAGGCUCUGUUAAACCUUGCCGAGCGCCUUGGAGAAGCGAAGCCUAGAGGUUUGACAAAAGCCGAUAUCGAACAGCUGCCUUCCUACAGAUUCAACCCCAGCAACCAUCAGUCAGAGCAGACUCUGUGUGUAGUGUGCAUGUGUGACUUUGAGUCUCGUCAGCUGUUGAGAGUACUGCCCUGUAAUCAUGAAUUCCAUGCCAAGUGUGUUGACAAAUGGCUCAAGGCUAACAGAACCUGUCCUAUUUGCCGAGCAGAUGCCUCUGAGGUCCAGCGGGAUUCUGAGUGACGCUGCUCACUGAACAUGCACACACACACACACACACACACACACACACACACACACACCCACCACUAAACACUUCAGUCAUUCUCCUACCCUGUUACAUUCAAUUAACUUCCACAUGCAUAAUUACUCCUUGCACACAGAUGACUGCUGCAAAAUAUUCAUACAAACUUUAUGCAUCAAAAUCAUCAUUUGAUAUUCAUCUAUGAAUAUCCAUCUGAGACACGCACACAGACACACACACACAGACAGACACACACAUCCCUUUGGUUGUUUGAUCACUAAUUCUUUGAGUGGAAGUCCAAAGAUUAUGGUUAAUAUUAUCAUUCUGGUUAUGUUCUGGUUCUGAUAUUUUUUUUUUUUUUGUUUUUUUUUUUUUUUUUUUUUUAAUAUAUAAAUAUAUAUAGUUUAGUUCUCCCCUUUUGGGGGCGGGUGUUGGUAUGUUGCAGUCUUAUGUGAGUGAGUGAGUGUGUGUGUGUGUGUGUGUGUGUGUGUGUGUGUGUGUGUGUGCACUAACAUUCCCGGCUAUGUGAGCACACUGUGGUGUGGUGGUCUUUACGAAGGUUAAUGUUGUGAGCAUGGGCUUUUAUAUUUUACCAACAAAUAUAGCUAUAUAUAAAUAUGUAUGUAUGUAUCAAUAUAGAGGGACAAAUUACAAAAUUCAUACUUUUUUUUUUUUUUUUUUCUUCAAAAAAAGAAUUAUGGAACACUGUCUUUUUUUCAAAAAUGGAACAAAAGAUUCAAAUUAUAUCUAUACAUAAAAUGGGGCUUUUGGGUAGAUCUUGCUCAAUUAUGAUUUAGCAGUCUUUAUAGAAUUGGAAAACUGUGAGUGUGUGUGUGUGUGUGUGUGUGCACGCUUUUGUGUGAAAGAGAGAGAGAGAGUGUGUGUGUGUGUGUGUGUAUAUUAGAGAAUCAGUUGUUUGUUAUUUAUCCCAUAUGUAUGGUACAGAACACUGGCUUGUCGCUCUCACUUUUAUUCUUGUCUGGGAUUGGCUGAGGAUGCGCACUGACAUGACAUGUGAUUGGUUUGGAGGGGCAGUGGAAUUCAAGUUCCUAUUAGGUAUCCUGCUGCAAUUUUUUUUUCCCGUUUUUCUUUGCCGCCUGUCACAUUUUCCAUCUACAAAACACAAAUGACCUUUUUUUUUUUUUUUUUUUUUUUUUUUUUUUAUUAAAUAAACCUUUAAAUCUGUAUUUCUAAUCCAUAGCCAGUCCUGCAGAUUGAUUAUGUAAUCAAACCACUACUUUUCUCAUUUAGCACUUAGUGUCAUAGUUUACUCAAAAAUGAACAUUUGUGGAAAAUGUGGAAAGUUUACUCACCUUUAUGAAUUUUCCUCUUGUUGAUCAGAUAUUUUGAAGAAUGGCGGUAACCCAGCAGUUUACCUCCAAGACAUUUUCCUCCCAAACUAUAAGGCUACCAGCAACUGUUGGGUUACCAACAUUCUCCAGAAUAUCUGUUGUCAACAGAAGAAAGAAACACUAAUAGGGUUGUAAAAACUUGAGCGUAAUUCAAAUUUAGCUAAAAAAAAAAAAAAGUCCCUUUAAGACGUUAGGUUUCAUUUUCACAAAUGAGUCGUACGCCAGUUAACCUUGUAGCAGAGUUACAAUACCCCCGAGUUUACCAAAAUUUAGGUCAUUAUUUGAUUUCAUAUGCCUUAAAAUUUAGUAAUCAAGGACUCGCUCAUGGGUAUGUGUAUGUACAAUUCCUGGUCAAAUAGUGCUGAUUAUAUCGUAGUGUUUCCGUUUCUUUAAAAAGGACAGAUUCUGCAGGACAAAGCGGAGGGCAGCACACACACAGACCCCUCGGGAAAUGCGCCGUUUUAAGUACCUUCCCUUUAUCCCUGCAAGGCUCUUGGUCUUAGUAAACGGUUUGUCUCUUGUCCUUUCAUUUGCUCUCUCACUGCCCUCUCUAUUAUUAUUAUUAUUUUUUUUUUUUUCCCAAACAGCCUUCCAGUGCACACACUCAUAUAGCCUCCAUAAGGCUGUUAUAGCCAUUCAUAGCCAUGUGCGUUACUUUAUAAUGAAUGCCUGAGAUAUGAGGGGUGUUUGUGUGCGUAUGAUUUGUUUUCUGUCAUGCAUUGUUAUCGUUAUGAAUGGAUAUAACUGCCUCUGUGUUGCAUUAUGUGGGCUCUAUGACUGGUGUAGAAAGUGUCAUAUGAAUUGUGAUGUAGUCUCAGAGCCUGCAGUGUCUUAAUGAGAGAUGCCUUUAAACCAUUCUCCAGUGUUGUCCGCUUUAGUGUCAUAAGUCGAAUUCAUGACCAGAAAAUUAUGAAUUCUUUUUUUUUCUUUGCAAACAACAAAUGUGCAUUACCUUACUUCAAUUGUCAUUCUGUGUUAUAGAAGUUUUAUUUUUCCCUGCUUGGUACAAUAGCAGUUACCUCAGUUUUACUAUUUAUGUUUUUUUUUUCCCCUUAAUCUUUUGCAACACCAAUAAGAGAGCUUAUGAAUUCUCUUGCAUUUGUUUAUUGGUUGUUUUAAUUCUUACCAUUAAAAAUACAAUUGUAUCAUUUAACAUGUUGUAGUUUCAUAUGUAUAAUAUCUGUAACCAAAAUCAUUUGAAGGCUUGAUAUAAAAAUUUUUAACAAACA